Molecule: messenger RNA, 5625 nt
Organism: Macrosteles quadrilineatus (aster leafhopper)
Lineage: Eukaryota; Metazoa; Arthropoda; Insecta; Hemiptera; Cicadellidae
Exons: 10
Coding region: 285-2510 (741 amino acids)
Source: RefSeq, a predicted model, not a curated record
UGACUCAUUGUUGUGGAGGGGGGAUGUGAAAAUCGGGACCUGUAUUCGAGGCUAGACACAACCAUUACCCCGCUUUCAAACCGACGAUGGGAGAAAUUUAUGUUUGUGCCGGAUAUUUUUCAUAUUUCUCGCCUGUAAUAAUGUAGUUAGUGGGAAAAGUGUGCGCUGUGUGUAGUUGGUGUAAAGUGAAUAUUGUUUCUGAUUCAGUUUGAAAACUAUGAGUGUUCUUAGUUUAUAAUAAGUGAGGUUUAGUUUACUCUUCAACUCUCAUGGCGACGUAAAAAAUGGCGUUGCCUUCUGUUGCCGCCUUGUCGAGCAGCGCAAAAGCUGCAACAUCUAAAGAAGGAGGUUCUGUAGUGAAAGUGAAGCAGGAGAGAGAUGAUGAGGCAGAGAUACGAGAGUUGGCAGCCAAGAUGCUGGAGCAGCAAAAGGCCAAGAUGGCCAACGCAGUGCCUCAGCCAAUGUCCACUGGGACGCGGCCCGGGGCGACCAUGGUGGCGCCAGGACAACCUGGCAUCAUGGGGUACUUCAACAAAACCAAGGGUGACACGGCUAGUCCUGAUGAGAACGCCAAAACCUCGGAGAAACCUGCCAUUGAUGAGUUCAGUCAGAAAGGUAGGUUUGGCUGGGUGACCCUAGGCGCAACACAUAUUCCUUGUAUCAUAAGAACUCCAGAGGAAAAGUAUUGUUCAGUGAAAAUUACAGAAGCUAAAGUGCUCCAGAAGUACUUCAACUACCUCCACCAUGACAUCUACGCCUGCACCAACAUCCACAGCUUCUAUAUCACCGAGGCGGAGGCGAGACUUCUGAACGAGAUCAACAGCAAACACUGCGAGAACCAGUUCGGCAAGGAAACAUUCUCCACCAAGGACCUAGUAGUGAAAUUAAAAGACGCCAUUGAGUUUUACACUUUUCUGGACGUUUGUUAUAGCAAGUUAUUACAUAACGGCAUCGACGGAAAAGAAAAGUGCGGAUUCAUUAGGAUAAAUAACGAAUCCGUUGUUCCUUACACGGUCAAAGGCGAUAAUAAGUACGUUCCACUAUUUUACUUUGAAGGCGAAACAGACAAUUUAAAAUUGAAAGCGGAAAAACUGGAGAAUUGGGACUUGGCCUACUUGAAAUUCUGUUGUAAAGUACAGGGUAUCAGAAACGAAUUGUUCGCGAGUGAAACGUGUUCAGUGAUAAGUCUGAGUGAUAUUAAGAGCUAUUUUCCGAGCGGGACGGUGUUUGAGGACUAUUGGCCCAGCAAGGUGGUGGACUCGCAACUGUUGUUCCAAAAAGGGUCGUUGACGUCGAUGAGCACGGCCAGUUGGAUAAAAGCCCCUCCAGCGUUAUCUAUGGCUCCUGCACCGACGACGGUGACUGUGAACAAAGUGAUUCCCUCCCCCACUCCUCCCAAUACUAGGACAGCAGCCAUGCCAGCCAGUCCGGCCCAAGCCCAGCCUCCUCUACACAACGGGUGGCCUGGCCUGGUUGGUGGGCAAGCUACUUACCAGCCCACACCACUGCCUCAGCAGCAGCAGCAGCAGCAACAACAACAGCAGCAACAGCAGCAACAACAGCAACAACAACAACAGAGGAUGGCCGCCAUGCAACAUUCAAUCAACCAACAGACGGCAGCUGCUGUUGCAUCCACCAGGUCCUACCAGCCAAGAGGAAUGGCCCCCAGCCCACAGUAUUACUCCUCGCCACACUCGAUGGGUAUGGGUGCCCAGUCUCAAGUUCCUCAACCACCUCCACUAGUCAGGGUGUCCGGCCCACCACACACGAUGGGUUACCACACGUUUGGAAAGGACGAUUGGAAUCCCACGUACUCAACGUCCAACAUGAACGUUUUGCCGACCGGAAGUUCCAUGCAUCAAAUGGGCUCCAUGCUACCUCCACCCCCUCACCUGCAGUAUCCUACAACACACAACACUUCAGCACAACAAGCAAAGUUCCCCCCUCCGCUGAUACCUGUCAAUGGCUCCAACCAGAGGUUUCACCACUACGCUCCCGGACAGGAAGUGAUAGACUUGUCGUCCCCGCCACAGUCACCCCAGAGGCUCAUGGGCAACGGUAAGGGCGUCCAAGGUCACCCCGACCCCAACGGGCUGUGGAAGAAACUCAUUCCUAUCAUGGAGGCACCUCCUUCUUCUGGAGCUCAUUGUCCAUACAAGAUGCAAAAAGCCUUCCUCAUGGAGAAAAUGGUCCCUUCCAUUAAUUCAAAACCUUUCAUCUACUCUGAACUGCUCAUGACUGUUCCUGAUCUGGUCACCUACUUCUUUCCUUCAGUAUCUUUAAACGAAUGCAGAAAAGUACUUCAGGACGUGUUGAACAUCAAUCUUUAUAAAGGAAACUCGCAGCAGAUGCAGGUGUUAAAGGAGAACGGCAAGUGUGACUCGGUGUCGGACACUCUACCUCUGAUCCCUUGUAGAGACGUGGUCAGUUACAUGCCUCAGAUGAAGUACAUCAUGGAGCGGUCACCGAGCAGUGGAGAGUCUGCAGCCAAGAGACAAAGGACUAGCUAGGAGUGGGAUGCGGCCAAUCACUGGCCGCACGGGGAAAACCAUCCGACACAUUACUGGUGAACUGCUAAACUGCUUCCUUGUACACUGCUGUGGUUUGCUUUGACGUAACAAUCGGGUAAUGUUUUAUAAACCAUCCACGUGAAUUAUCUCAUUUUUUAUGAUUUUGAGUUGUUAUUAGUGUGCCAACAACGUUUGUAUCAGGGGGCAUGCUCAAGUAACACAACAUUUCAAGUGUGAGGCCAAGGGGAUUAUCAUGUAAUCCUUUCCCCUCCUUUUAAAACUAAUUAAGAACAUUGGAGAGAUUAAUUUUUGUUUAUAUUAGCUACAAAAAGUAACUAAAUUACUUUUAACGAGUAGUGAAAACCACAUUUUAACUACAAUCAAGAAAAGACAAAAAUCUGAGAUAAAAAGUUGACUGAAAAUAAUGUAGACAUCAUUAUACACCUGCAGUUGUUAACAUUGACUGAGCGAAAUUCAAAUCAAACACAUGUAGAAAAAAAGUAUGUCAGUGUCCAAAAUGCCUCAGUAUAAGAGAUGUGAUUUGAAUAAUCUAAUAGACCCAACCACAUCAGGGCAAUGUACAAGGUAGUGCUAUGUAUAGGACAUUUGUUCAAAACGUAAGGAAUGUGUUGGUUAAAGUGUUUUGACUGUUCCAAGUUGGGGAAGAUGUGCCUCGUUUGAUCAUGUUUUGUUCCAACUAAAGAAAUAUUGUGUUGAAUUUAAGUAUAACUUACUUGUAAAACUCUUCUGCGCCAUAAACAAAUUAUGAUUCAUUCUUUGUUUUUUUGUUUUACAGUAAAUGCUUUAUUAGGUCGCCUCUGAAAAGAUCUACAAAUUUUUUAGUAUCCUAUGUCAUUUUAUUGUGCUUCGCAAAAAUUACAGAGCUUAUGUUGCCAGGAAUAAAUGACUUCUUUUAAAAUAAAUUACGUGGCAAAACAGUACCAUAUAACAUUAUGAACAUCGAACAUCGUGUGUUCGGAAAUUUAAUUUUGAUAUAGUUAUCAUAUAAAAUUGUUCAAACUACCAUAAGUUUUUUGGUCUUAUAUGCUUUAAAACUAAAAAAAUGCAGUUACUUGUUUUUUAGCUUUCAUUAUUGAAACUUAAAUUAAGACCAUUUAAUUAUGAUAGUAUAAUUAUAUUAUAAUUAUUUUCAUACAGUAUAAUGUGUAAAGCUUUUUUUAUACAGUACAACCCUGCUAAUACGUCACAUACGGAACCAGGACCAUUGUAGUGAAAAGGUCGGAUUAUCUGAGGAGCAUGUUACUGGCCAAAUUAACUGCUUAACUGACAUUCAUUAAUUGCGACAGACGAUAAUAAUGUCUCCAGGUCCGCGGGAGACGUUAAAUAUUGUGCCACGACCCCAUAAGACGAUGACGAUGUUUCCAUGAUCAGGUUGGGAGAAGAUCUUCAGGAUUUUGAUGGAUAGGAUGAUUAUUUUUUCUGUGGCCAUGAGAUUCGUCUAGGAUUUUUUUACAAUAGCUGAAGAUGUGAGACGUUCAUUAUUUUGCCAUGAUUGUGGAGGUUGAAAAUACAUUUGAUCCGUGAUCGGGGAUGGAUGAACAAGAUUUUUUGCAGCAAUUGCAGGAUGAUCUCUUUAUGACCUUUGAAAAUAGUCAUAAUAUUUCAGCAAUUAAUUAUCAUUGUUGUCAUUGUUGAUAGGGGAUGGCACGGUCAGAUUAAGCAAAAAGUUGGACUAGCCAAGGUCGAAUAUUAGCAGGGUUCUACUGUACAGUUAUUUUUCUAUUUUGGCUGUGAUUUGGAAACCUUCAUCGUAGAUUGUUUAUCCUUUUGGUGAUUUUCUGGAGCUUGUGUUAAUUUUUGUAUAACUCGGCUUGAAAACUAUUUUCUCAUUUGCCAUAAAGAACUUGAACAAAAUCAUCCUAACAAAUGUUCUAAGUACGUACAUUGGAAUCAAAAUUGUCGAAACUACUAAUAAUUAUCACUACAUAUUGAAAUGUAUACCUAAAAUACAUUUUUUAUGUUUUAAAGCUUUGUUUAUGAGAACUUUAUUGACAUGGUCGUAAAUCGUAAGAAGUAUUUCUACCUAGAAUCCUAAAAAUAAUCAUACAAACAUUUGAGCUGGAGGUAUAUCUUUUUUAUGGUAAUGUAAACCAACCUACAAACGUAGCAAUGAAAAUGCUCUUAUGUAACGAAGUAGAUUUGCAUUUUCAUGUCAAAGAUUGAGAUAGAAUUUCAUUUAUUUAAUAUGCAAGAAAUUUAAAUUAUUUUAUCUAACAAAUCCUGAAAAAGGCAAUUCAAUUGAUUGGUUAAAACUAAAAUCUUUUUUAAAAUUGUAGGCCAUAGUCACAAUACCAUAAUUUUUAGUUAUGUAACUUUGAGACCUAAAUUUACAUUAGACUUUAUCGUAAAAAGUUAUCAAAUUUUUAAUAUUGCUCAUAUGUUAAGUCAUAGUCCCCUUUCUUUUUCGGUAUCAUGACGUAAAAUUUCUUAGUUUAUUUAACAUUUUUAGCUCAACUAAUAAUUGAUGUUACAUAUUAAGUAUAAGUCAUGAUACAGUAGUUAAAAGACAUCUGAUAUUUCCAUUAUAUAAUUCAAUUCAUUUCAUCCUAAGCUACUUAACUAGGUUACUAUUAUUUUUAGGCUUUUAUUUAAUGUGAACUUACCGCUGUUAAUAUAUAAGUAGGUGAAAUAAUUUGUGUUAUAGUUAUGAUUAUUUUAAAUCUAUUGAUUCUUAAGUAUACUUGUUUUGUAUCUAUGGACUUGAAGGGUAUUUUGUUUGUUGUACCAUUGUAAAGAUUUGCUUAGUGUUAUAAGAUGUAUAGUGGAUACUACCUGUCCAAACGACGCCAAAGUAACUCGCUAUUUUAAUUUUCGACCAACGGUGCUCGUAUAUUGUUAUAUGAAUGGCAUCCAUUCUUUAAACAGUGUUGUAUAUAUAUUUUGAUUUAUUAUUUUUGUAAAUUAUUAGCUGUUGUUGUAUAAACUUUGUACAUAGUAAUGUUUUGUGAUGUAUUAAAGUCUUGUCGACUUGUAUAUUACUUGAAUAAGAUUUCAUUAUAUUGUUAAAAGUAAUUCAAUUUUCACAUUUUUAAGUUAAUUAUUUUCAUUCCUUUCAUCAGCCAUUUUCAUAUUGUUUGGUAUCGCCUAAUAUUAU